Pundamilia nyererei is the source of this 1958-nucleotide messenger RNA. The record is from RefSeq and is a predicted model, not a curated record. Lineage: Eukaryota; Metazoa; Chordata; Actinopteri; Cichliformes; Cichlidae.
ACGCACCAGAAAGGAGGAGGCUACUCAGGAUGACGUUGCUUUUUGCAGGCGAGUGCCACACGUGACUGACUUGAUAGUCGGAACACCUCAGAAUACAGACCGAGGAAAGUAGGAGGACUGCGAGAGAAGCCGGACGACCUCCUGGAGCACAGCAUCAGCACCCGGAGGACGGCAUCAUUUCUGGGAUUGCUUCAUUCCUGCAAUCCAGCUGACAUUGAUUGCCCCCUCCAGCGGUUUUGUGUUAGGAAUUGUGCGCGGUGUUUUGAAUGCCUCGAACAGCUGCAGCAAUCUUCGCGGUGCUGACCGCCUGCCUCUGGUUCUCACCCGUUCUGUGUGCUGUAGGAAGAACCCGCCAGCAGCUCAAUUACCGACCAAUUAUCGGUGUGUUGGCACAGGAAAACCUUCCAUGGGACCAGUUUGCUCGUGGGUCUUCUUACAUAGCUGCCUCCUAUGUCAAAUACCUAGAGGCUGCUGGGGCCAGGGUUGUACCUAUUCGGUUGUUGUUGCCAGGUGGAGAUGUAGAUCUUCAGACGUCACAGUUCAGUCGAGCUGCCAAGAUCUUUUACAACUUGGCUCUGAAGGGCAAUGAUGCUGGAGACUACUUCCCUAUUUGGGGAACCUGCCAGGGCUUCCAGCAGCUCACUGUCCUGACUGCCAACAAAAACCUCCUCACGCUUACUGAUACCAAGGCUGUGGCUCUACCUCUGACACUCACAUCAGUGGCCCCAUCUAGCCGAUUAUUCCGGAAUUUUCCCAAAGAUUUGCUGCGGUCUUUGGCUAGUGAAAACAUCACUGCAAACUUCCACAGUUGGAGUCUCUCCAUGCAGAAUUACAGUCGAAAUGCCAAACUCAGGAGGUUUUACAAGAUCCUGUCCACUAACAGUGAUGGAAAGAAAGAAUUCAUCUCUACUAUGGAAGCCAACCAUUACCCAUUUUAUGCUGUGCAAUGGCAUCCAGAGAAAAGUCCUUUUGAGUGGGUAGAUAAGCCAGGAAUGAUUCAUUCUGUUUCCGCUGUAAGGGCCAGCUUCUACACUGCCAGCUUCUUUGUUUCUGAAGCUGCUCACCAGCCUCAAGCCACGUCUGCUGGAGGGCCCGAGGAGCCCGUCCAGCCUCAAGCCUCGUCUGCUGGAGGGUCCGAGGAGCCCGUCCAGCCUCAAGCCUCGUCUGCUGGAGGGUCCGAGGAGCCCACCCAGCACCAUGCCUCGUUAGCUGAGGGUCCUGGAGGACCCAGCCAGCACAUCCUCACACCUGCUGAUGGUUCGGGGAAAUUGGUUCAGCCGUCACCUGCUGAAUCGUCACCUGCUGAAUCGUCCCCCGCGACUUUUACAUCAUCGCCUGCAGCAUCAUCACCUGCAGCCGUCCCGCUGCCGUCAGGUUCAGCAGCCGUCCCUUCAUCCACGCCUGGUCCGGCCUCGGUGUCUUCAUCCACGCCUGGUCCGGCCUCGGUGUCUUCAUCCACGCCUGGCCCGGCCUCGGUGUCUUCAUCCACGCCUGGCCCGGCCUCAGCUCCGCCUUCGUCGUCGUCUGGCCCGGCCUUGCCUGGUCCUGCGGUUGCCACACCGCCGUCAGAGCCAGCUCGACCUGUUCCGCCUUGCCUCUGCCAGCCGUUUUCCAGGCCGCUAAGUUGGCAUCAUGGCCUUCGGGGAUGGCCUCCGGAAGGAGUUUGUCGCCGCCGCUGGCAUCGCCGCCGACCUCCGGAACUGCUCAGUGGCCGCCGUGGCCGUGUGCACGGUCGGCCUCCGGAACUGUUUGCCCGUCGCCGCCGUGGCCGUGUACACGGUCGGCCUCCGGAACUGUUUGCCCGUCGCCGUGUGCACGGUCGGUCCCCUGGACUUUUCGUGGACUCUGGCUCCUUGCUUUUUGCUUGGUUUCUGUCCUUCCGUCCUGGACCCCCUCCGCCCACCCUGGCCUGGUGCUUUGUGCUUUUUUGUUUGGGGCUGUCGGGAGCCAGCCCUUAG